Messenger RNA from Dentiscutata erythropus, 444 nucleotides. The record is from the annotation of a GenBank genome assembly. NCBI's taxonomy places the organism in Eukaryota, Fungi, Glomeromycota, Glomeromycetes, Diversisporales, Gigasporaceae.
AUGAUAAGUUCUGAUGACAAUUUAGCUAGUUUAGAUAGUAUAACUGGCUCAAAUGACAUAACUGACUCUAAUAUACUUUCAAGUGAUAAUGAAAAUCCAAAUUCAAAAUUUGCCUGGCUUGCAAAAAAUAAUCUUAAGUUGAAUCCUACUUGGGAAAUAACAUACUCUUGGUUAUGUUUGGCAAAGUUUAAUAAUAUCUUCGUUAUGAGUUGUAAAUAUCUUAAAGAGCAAUUAAUUAAAAGACAUAUACAAACUAGAGAUCGUCAAAGGUUAAUAAAAACACAAGAAGAAUCACAAAUAGCCAAAAAUCUUAUUGCAACUUGUAAAAUUACCAAUUUUACUUCAUUAACUAAAUAUUAUAUUAAGAGUAAUCUUGAAGAAGAAUAUACUUUUGAAGAAAGUUAUACUCUUAAUCAUCCAUUAUUAGAAUUAUUAAAAGAAUAA